AUGUCCUGCGAUGCUGCCCAACGCCGCCGCCACAAACUCACCCGUUCGUUCGACAGUGCGUCAGAGAUCGCGAAAGCCAGCACGGUGAGCGGGGGGACUCCACGAACGCGCCCCAGAUCGUCGUCGACGCAGUAUCCCGCCUACGUUCACCCCUCCAAGUUCCUUUUCACACCGGCAGACCUCCCAGCGGCACCCCCCUUGCGCACCGCGACAACUAGGAAGGUCAACUCGUCCCCAGUCUUGCAUUCGCCGCACGCGUAUCCCCUCUACCCGCUAUCGUGUCCAUCUACGCCGUCGUCCGAAUCUAUGAAAUCAGAUAGCGACGAGUAUGAGGACGGACAGCACGAGGGGGAGUUCGACGGCGUUAUCUGGCAUGCGCCACAUUCCCUAUCUCCCAGUCCGCACGGCGCAAUAAGAGCAAGGGUCGGCGUGUAUGGGAAGGGCAGAGAUAGAGAUAGAGAAGGCGGAAAGCUGAUAUCCACCACGCCAGGGAUGCUGGGUGCGGGUGAAACGGAGACUGAAGCUGACGAGCCGCCCAAGCGGCUACCGACAGCCCGAAUCAUCCCCUCGCACGAACCGCUCAUCCCCCCCAGUUCUCUGCAAGAACGGCUAACCCCCCUCCUCUUCGAGUUCUCGCGCCUCUUGUCCGUCGUGCCCGCCAUAAUCGGCACCCUGUACAACCUCUACUUCGUAUUCUAUGGAACGGGCGAGUACGCGCGGGGGAGGCCAGAGAAGGUGGACUAUGCGGUCGCCGCGCUGUGGUCCAUUCUAACGGGCUUCCAGUGCCUCGCGCUGACAACUGGUCUUCUAACGCGCUGGAGGAUAUAUUACACCCCACUAUCUACGCUUGUCCGACUGCUGGGUCUGCAAGCGAUAUGCUGGCCCGCUACUAAUUGGACGCUUCGGAUAUUCGAUGGAGGAAUGUUCGAAGGCGCCGCGAGACGCCCGGUGAUCGUAUGGGCCAUUAUAGGCACCACGACGUGCGUGAGCCGCAGUGUGCAAAUCUGGGUGACCAGCAACCUCUGGUGGGAGCGCGACCCCCAACACACCAGCCACACCAACCCCCAUACCCCGAAUCACGACUCAAACCCAAACUCAAUAUCCCCCAAAUCCCCCGCCUCGCAAUCCCAAUCCCAAUCGCAGGCGCACCACUACCAGCACCACGCACACAACCGGCCGCGCGGGAGCGUGACGUCCCUGCUGCAAAACUCAUUCCCCAGCCUCUCGAGCUUCCCUUCCCCUUCCGGCGUGGGCGUGGGCAGCGGCGUGGGCGUCGGGGGCGCACGCGCGAACGGACGGGGCGGGUACUGGAAAAGGUGGCGGGGCGGGAAGUGGGGCGGGAGGCGGUGGGAUUGGACGGAGGUCUGCGUGAAGUGUGUGUUGCCCGCGGGGAUCGUGUAUGUCGUGAUGGCGUGGGCGGAGGCGCUGAGGAGAGAGUGGAGAGGAUGCUAG
Messenger RNA from Pleurotus ostreatus (oyster mushroom), 1452 nucleotides. RefSeq lists its product as uncharacterized. Gene Ontology annotation, biological process: cellular response to oxidative stress; protein N-linked glycosylation. Gene Ontology annotation, cellular component: endoplasmic reticulum membrane. NCBI's taxonomy places the organism in Eukaryota, Fungi, Basidiomycota, Agaricomycetes, Agaricales, Pleurotaceae. The transcript has 4 exons. Bases 1 to 1452 code for a protein of 483 amino acids. The record is from RefSeq and is a predicted model, not a curated record.